Molecule: messenger RNA, 1800 nt
Organism: Sardina pilchardus (European sardine)
Lineage: Eukaryota; Metazoa; Chordata; Actinopteri; Clupeiformes; Clupeidae
Gene: wdr18
Product: WD repeat domain 18
Exons: 10
Coding region: 28-1323 (431 amino acids)
Biological process (GO): DNA-templated DNA replication; rRNA processing
Cellular component (GO): nuclear pre-replicative complex
Molecular function (GO): protein binding
Source: RefSeq, a predicted model, not a curated record
UCGCCGCGCGCGCUUUGUUCAAGCAAGAUGUCGACGCCCAUGGAGGUAGUGGUUUCUGCCGAUUCAAGUGGUCAGUUAUGGAAUUGUGCAGUCUUCGAUCUUCAUUCAGGGACAAAUCUGUUGUCCUAUCGAGGUGGAAACAGUUCGUCUAGGUCGCUGACCCUCCUUAAUGGCGAAUACAUUCUUGGAGCACAGCUGGGAAAGAACUUCAUCAACGUAUGGGAAGUGCAGAGGAAGGACCAGCUCCAGCAGAAGAUCGUGUGCCCCGGCAUCGUCACCUGUCUCACCACCUCACCUGACGGACUCUAUGUGCUGGCGGGCAUCGCUGACGCUAUUUACCUGUGGGAGGUUUCCACGGGCAACCUGUUGGCCAUCCUGAACCGCCACUACCAGGACCUGACCUGUCUGCGCUUCACCGACGACAGCAGUCACUUCAUCUCUGGAGGCAAGGACAACCUGGCGCUCAUCUGGAGCCUCGUCAGCGUGGUGCAGCUGGACUCCUCCCACACCCCUGAGCCCCGUCACGUCCUGUCACGCCACUCGCUGCCCGUCACCGACAUCCACUGCGGCCUCAUGGGAGCUCAGGCUCGCGUCGCCACCGCCUCCCUCGACCAGACCGUGAAGCUAUGGGAGAUCUCCUCAGGCGAGCUGCUGCUCUCGGUGCUCUUCGACGUCAGCAUCAUGUCCGUGACCCUUGACCCCUGCGAGUACUUCCUGUUUUGUGGCGGCAGCGAUGGGACCAUCUAUCAAGUGUCUCUGUGCAGCCCGAGCCUGAGUCGGGAUAAGACCUUCCAGUCAGACAGCGAGGGAAACCAGGUGUUUAAAGGCCACAGGAACUUGGUGACGUGUCUCUCUGUGUCCAUGGACGGAACACUGCUGCUGUCCGGCUCCCAUGACGAGACGGUCCGACUCUGGGACGUCCAGAGCAAGCAGAGCAUCCGCACCAUCAACCACAAAGGUCCGGUGACCAACGCUUGCAUCAUGCUCGCCCCCGCCAACAUGUUCCUGCCCGAGAGUCGCCCGGCCGCUCCUCUGCCACGCUUCAGCCGCCACCUCAACCCCACGGAGCAGGGCGACUCCACCGCCACCGCGGGCAUGUGUCUACGCGUGGGCACCAACGCUCAGGACCCUGAGGAGACCUACCUGGAGAAGGCAGACCGCCUCCACUCCCUUAUGUGUGCAGUCACGGACAAGAGUGUGUUCGGGGAUGGAGAGAACACUAAAGUGCGAGUGUCAGAGCUGGAGGAGGAGGUGAAGACGCUGAAGAAGAUCAACAAGGACCUCUACGACUUCUCCAGCCAGCUGCUCAUCAAGCCCAGCUAGAGUGCCGCACGUGGGCCUCACGUGGGCCGCAUGUGGCCCGGAGGACAGCCUAAACACACACACACACACACACACACACACACACACACACACACACACACACACACACACACAUACACACAUACUGGUCCCUCCAGAGACACUUGACUGUCCAGCCACCAGCAAAGCAGUUUGAGACUGGACAGACCACGCCCCUUUACCAAUUUAGCUUAUUAUGACAUGAACAGACCACGCCCCCUUUAGCGCAUUAUGCUCUGUGUAGACCACGCCCCCUUAUUCAUUUAGCUCAUUAUGAUCUGGACAGACUCCGCCCCCUUAUCCAUGUAACUCAUUGUCCAUCUCAUUAUCUGUGGAAAUGAAGAAAGUGUGUGUGGGUUUACUGUGCAUUGUUCUGCAGGUAGAGAGUGUGUGUGUGGGUGGGUUUACUACAUUGUACUGCAGGUAGAGUCAUUUGUUUUGGUCUCAUACAGAUACACC